Molecule: messenger RNA, 1266 nt
Organism: Pedinophyceae sp. YPF-701
Lineage: Eukaryota; Viridiplantae; Chlorophyta; Pedinophyceae
Source: the annotation of a GenBank genome assembly
AUGGGCGGCGGGGACAACAGCGUGAUGAUGAUCAACCAGUCCCUCUUCGAAGGGACUGGGAUACCUUGGAAGCCGGCUUCGAUGUCCACAGAGCCCCCACAGGGUUCGUCGCGGAAGAAGCCGAUCGACGCGGUUCGGAGCAACCCCGUCGAGGAGCGGCCGCGCGUUGCCACCACGUACCAGCGCGGGAACGCAGGUGUCCUGCGCUACUGGAGCUCGCAGGCGCGCACGGGGGAAGCCUACGUUCCGGGCGUAGAGCCAGACCAGCUCCCCGGCGACGAGGCCGACCGCGCCAGGGCCAUCAAGGACGGGAGCCGGUACAGCGCGCUCAAGCUCGGCACGGAGGGCCCGCGCUCGGACUUCGCGGCCCACGACGACGACGUCAUCAGCGUCAACGAGGAGCGCGAGCGCCCGCGCACCCGCGGCAUCCCGGGCUACCAGGGCCUGCGCUCCGGGCGGUUCUCCGCGGCGCCGACGGAGCCGCAGUGCUGGCACGGCAGCCACCGCCCGCGCACCGCGAUGCCGGCCUUCUCGACUGGGGAGCCCGACCUUGGUCUUCACUUCCCGAAGAAAGCGGCGCCGCUGGGGUACCCCACGAGCGGGCGGACGCCGCGGGGGCACACGCCGGAGCUGUACGGGGCCGGCGCGACCCCGCGGGACCCGGGGCGCCCGCGCGCGCCCGCCCGGCACGACGUGGCGGCGAUAGAGGCGCAGCGUGCGGCGCGGGACGAGCAGGCGGCGCGCGGCGCGACGCCGGAUUACUGGGAGGACGGGCACCGGCUGCCGAAGCCGCCGGCGACGGGUUCGGCGUCGGCGGCGGGCGCCGCGGCUGCGGAGGGGGCGUCAGGGAGCAACACUCCCCCGAGCCUUGGGGGGGAGUACGCCGGCGCGCGCGGGGCGCGCGAGGACGCGACGCGCGCGUCGCUCGAGGCCAUGGCGCACGCGGACCGCGUCGCGGACACGAUUCGGUCCAACGAGGUGCACCCGAGCCCGCUGCUGGUGGCGGCGGCGCGGCGGCGUGCGUUCGCGGAGCACAUUCCGCACCCGGAGGACUCCCUGCACGUGCUCGGGCCGGAGGACUCGCAGGUGGCGCGCGAGGAGCGGCGGCGCGGCGUGCUCCCGGUGGACCCGUACCGGUCGCAGGUGCGGGGGCGUCUGGUGACCGGGUACGGGGGGAGUCGGAAUUUGGUGCCGCCGGGAAAUCCGCCGUUCAAGACGGACCCGAACGAGGGGCUGCAGCGGCGGAAGCUCAACCUCGGCUUCUGA